Messenger RNA from Malus domestica (apple), 486 nucleotides. RefSeq lists its product as uncharacterized. The record is from RefSeq and is a predicted model, not a curated record. NCBI's taxonomy places the organism in Eukaryota, Viridiplantae, Streptophyta, Magnoliopsida, Rosales, Rosaceae.
AUGGAACCAUUAAGAUCUUAUUCCUCUUCCUCUUCAUCCUCCUCCACCACCAAGUACUUGUCCCAAACCAUCCAACCAACAAAGGGUUCAACUUCAAACUCAAAGCAGCUUCCCCAUCACCAGUCAUCACUCCACUCGGUUCAAAAAUCUUCGUUGAAGCCAUGGAAGAAGCCUGCGGUUGCACCACUCCCACCAACCAAACCAACCCCAUCAAGAAUCUACAAAGUUGACCCCAUUAACUUCAGGGAGCUUGUCCAGCGCCUCACCUGCGCGCCGGAGUUUAUGGAGACUCGGUCUCUCCAGAGCGUAGCGCCUCCACUGAUCGAUAUCCGCGCGUCUUCUGUACCAAAUCAUGUCCAUUCUUCUUCACCAGAAAUUAGCUCACUAUUUUCUGUAAUGUACAAGGACUUGUCGGAUACUUUGGAGCUGAGUCCGAUGCCUCGCCAUAAGAAGGUGCAUGGUGGCACGGUGGACUCGAGCUAUUAG